AUGUCUAUGGCUUCUGAGAUUGCCGGUACCGUGGAGGAAUACGAAGUGGACCUUAAUACAAGGUUCAAAGCAGGAAAGGAAGGCCUAGUAACUAACUCCGUGGUCGCCAGCAAUGACAUCAGUUUGAAUCAAAGGAUGCUGAGCGCCUGUGUCGGGUCGGUACUUACUUCUCUGGUUGUUACUCCAUUUGAUGUGGUCAGAAUAAGGCAGCAGCAGCAAUAUCUUAUAACGCCACCCGCCGUUACGAAUGCGGGCGAGUGUUGUAGAAAAGUGUUCUGGUUAGAUACAGUGAAGGAGGAAGCGAGGAGCGUUGCAAUCAACGAAUUCUGCGUCUCUCACUCUUGCUCUCAAGAUGUCAAGUUUGAAAGUACAUCAGAGGGGUUGUCCAAGAUAAUUCGGAACGAAGGCUUUGCUUCUCUUUACCGUGGGCUUAGUUUUACCCUUUUGAUGGGAGUCCCUGCUAAUAUUGUCUACUUCAGUGGUUAUGAGUACUUGAGAGAUCGAUCUCCGUUUCGAACUUCAAGCCCAACAUUGAAUCCCCUGAUUUGUGGUUCUGUAGCCAGAGUGUUAGCAGCCACUUGUGUUGCUCCAUUGGAAUUACUCAAAACUAGAUUGCAAUCAAUCCCUUCAUCACUGAAAAAUAACCCCACACAUAUUAAUGCUAAUCGAAAAUUGUUUUGGAAAGUUCUAAAAAGAUCCGGUGAGGAAAUGAGUUCUAGAGGACUGCGAAGCCUCUUCACUGGACUCCAGUUAACGCUGUGGAGAGAUGUUCCGUUUAGUGGAAUCUAUUGGGCAUCGUAUGAAUUUUUCUCCAAAAGAGCAAAUUUUUGGAAUUUGCCAAGUCUAAACGACGAUGAUGCUUUGAGACAGCACAAAGGAUUGGAUCUCGGAGUUUUUGCAAGAUCUUUCCUAAGUGGUUCCAUAUCUGGAGUAAUAGCUGCUGUAAUCACUAAUCCUUUCGAUGUAGGGAAAACUAGACUACAGAUUUCAGAGGAAAGUGUUUCGUCUCUCAAUGUUAGAAAGCCAGAGAAAUCAAUGUUUCAGUUUCUCUACUCCAUAGUAAAAGCCGAAGGAGUGAGAGCCCUAUACGUCGGACUUUUCCCCAGAUGCUUGAAGGUGGCACCCUCAUGUGCCAUUAUGAUCUCCACUUACGAAAUGUCAAAAACGUUGUUUCUUAAUCAAAAAUUAUAG
Molecule: messenger RNA, 1191 nt
Organism: Komagataella phaffii GS115
Lineage: Eukaryota; Fungi; Ascomycota; Pichiomycetes; Pichiales; Pichiaceae
Product: Mitochondrial protein of the mitochondrial carrier family
Exons: 1
Coding region: 1-1191 (396 amino acids)
Biological process (GO): mitochondrial transmembrane transport
Source: RefSeq, a predicted model, not a curated record